Molecule: messenger RNA, 1725 nt
Organism: Arabidopsis thaliana (thale cress)
Lineage: Eukaryota; Viridiplantae; Streptophyta; Magnoliopsida; Brassicales; Brassicaceae
Product: Galactose oxidase/kelch repeat superfamily protein
Exons: 1
Coding region: 312-1376 (354 amino acids)
Biological process (GO): regulation of phenylpropanoid metabolic process; negative regulation of cytokinin-activated signaling pathway
Cellular component (GO): cytosol
Source: RefSeq, marked reviewed
CAAAUUCCGUUAUCUUCAUUUUAUUUGAUUUAAACUAUAAAAUAUACAACACAAAAAUUAUAUUAAAAAAAGAAAGAAACGAUGAAUGAAUCAACAAGUUUUCUAGAAACACUUAUCUUCAAAUAUCUAUAAAGCGGCACACUCUCCUCUUUCCCAUCAUCAUCAUCAUCUUCUUCAACCUUGUCUCGAUCCAAAAUUUCAUCUUUUACCAAAACUAUUACAAUAUCCCUCACUCUACUUGUAAAGCUUCAAUCUUCUUCACUUCUCAACAAACAGAUAAACAAAAAGCUUCAAUCUUUGAUACUUUCUCGAUGGAACUUAUCCCCAAUCUUCCCGACGACGUUGCUCGCGAGUGUCUCCUUCGCUCCUCCUACCAACAGUUCCCUGUCAUCGCCUCCGUUUGCAGAGCCUGGAACCGUGAAGUCUCUCUCUCUCAGUUUUUACAUCAGCGAAAAGCUUCACGCCAUAGCCAAGAGCUUCUUAUUCUGUCUCAGGCUCGUGUCGACCCCGCUGGAUCCGGAAAGAUCAUCGCUACGCCUGAAUACCGGAUCUCUGUUCUCGAAUCCGGGUCGGGUCUUUGGACGGAGCUUCCUCCGAUUCCUGGUCAAACCAAAGGACUUCCUCUGUUCUGCAGAUUGGUUUCCGUUGGAUCCGAUCUUAUUGUCUUGGGUGGGCUUGACCCGAUUACGUGGCAGGCCCAUGAUUCGGUAUUCGUCUUCAGUUUUCUCACUUCCAAAUGGCGCGUGGGGGCAACCAUGCCAGGUGUACGGAGGUCCUUCUUCGGAUGCGCUUCGGAUUCGGAUCGGACGGUGCUGGUUGCGGGUGGACACAACGAAGAGAAAUGUGCGCUUACGUCAGCUAUGGUGUAUGACGUGUCAGAAGACAAGUGGACGUUUUUGCCGGAUAUGGCGCGGGAACGAGACGAGUGCAAAGCGGUAUUCCAUGCUGGCAGAUUCCACGUCAUCGGUGGAUAUGCCACUGAGGAACAGGGGCAGUUUAGUAAAACAGCCGAAUCGUUCGAUGUGUCUACGUGGGAGUGGGGUCCACUUACGGAGGACUUCCUCGACGACACCGGCGAUACCGUUAGCCCUCCGACCUGCGUCGCCGGUGGGGAUUUGUACGCGUGCUGGGGUGGCGAUGUGAUGAUGUUUCUAAAUGACAAGUGGCAAAAGGUGGGCCAGAUCCCUGCUGAUGUGUACAAUGUUACUUACGUAGCGGUGAGGCCCGGGAUGCUGAUUGUGAUCGGCAACGGGAAGGCGUUGGCUGGAUACGGUGAAGCCACCGUAGGGUAUAUAUGUGAUUUAAGUAGCUCACGAUGGGUAAAAUUGGAAACACACGGUGGUCAUGUUCAAGCUGGCUGCUUCUUGGAGGUCUAAUGGAAAACCUAUUCAUCUUUGGAGUUUGAACCUAAACCGCAACAAACCAAUGGGUAGUCUCGUGUGUCAAUCUACAAAUCUUUUCAUGAACAACAAAAUAAAGAAAUAUUGUAUUUAUUCAGUGUCACUUUACCAAAUAUUUAUGUUCUCUAUACAAAACUUCAAAAGGAAGAUUUGAACUUUUAGGUUCUCUAUACAAAACUGAUCUAAUUAUAUAAUUGCAAGCAAACAAACUUUCGAAACAUGUGUCGACACAAAACUUUUAAAGUUUAUUAAAGGAGCCUUGAUUUUGGUAUCCAAGAACUUUAAUGGGUUUCAUAGACUAGUCCUAUUAAUUUUUUUACUCGAG